UUGCCGUUAGUUAACCAUUCUACCGUUACGUUUUACAGGCGAGUUAGAUCCACCCUGGGUUGUCAAUUUCUGCAUCGAACUAACAAUAUGUGAGUCUUCCUCGCGCCCUCCCUCACUCCCUCCCUCGCUACCUUUCUCCCUUGCCCUUUCUCGCAAAAUCAGUAUCAGAUAAUCAUCAGCAGCUCAAACUAAUACAGAGGGAGCCACCCCAGCUAUGAUUGAAAUCUCAUUUCAUUUCCAAACUAAAGGGGUAAGUAUUGGAUCGAGUUCUUGAAUUGGUUGCGUUAAGGGAUGGCGUGGUUUAGCGGGAAGGUGUCCUUAGGGAACUUCCCGGAUCUUGCUGGUGCAGUGAAUAAGCUCAGCGAGAGCGUCAAGAAUAUCGAGAAGAAUUUUGAUAGCGCCCUUGGGUUGGAGGAGAAGUCCGAUUCUAGCAGCGAAGCUUCAGGACUAUGGCCUGUUAUGUCCUUUAUGGGACAAAAAGGUGAGGAUAGUAAUACCGAAUCUUCAGCAAAAACUGGAUCUCCUAAAAAAUUGUCAACAGUUGAGGAAAGUGGGACACAAAAUUCUGCCACUGAAAGACCUACAGUUGAAAGAGAAAAUCAAGUUCUCAAAAAUGAAAAAGAGGAUGAGAAUCUGGAGAUUGCAGUAAAAGAAGAUGAUGUGAUGUCAGACCCAGUCAAAUCUGAGCCUGAAUCACAAUCUGUACCUGUUGUACAUGAUGUUAAGAUGCUGGAUUCAAUUGACAAUCCACAGGAGAAGGAGAUCUUAGAAGUGGGGCCUGCUGAAAAUUCAGAGUCAGUGGAGGUCAAGACAGGAUCUGUUCGAGUUGAUCGGGAUGAGGAUGAUGCUGUCAUCCAUGAUGAGUCAUAUACAGUUGUUGAUAGGCAUGAGAGUAAAGAUGAACAUAAGAUGCAAACAGAGGAGGUUGUAGAAGAAGUUUCUCCUGUUCUGGCUGAAAUCUCAAAUGAUGUCCAAUCUGAGGCAUCAAGUGAUACUCAAGCUGGAGUAGCAAUUGAUCCAUCUGGUUCACUGGUCAGUGCUGAAGAGACAAAGAUGACUUGUGAAGUUUCUUUUCCUACUGCAGUUCUUUCAGAUGAAUCUCCUGAUAUGGUUCCUGAAAGAGUUUCUGAUGAAAAUGAUGUGAAUAUUAAGACAGUUGGAGAGGUCAGGCAAGUCAUUGAUGGUGAGAUUGAGACUAAAGAGCAACGCCUGAGCUCAGCAUCUAAUGUGUCUGAUUCCUUAGAUUCAGUGGUCGAACUAGAAAAGGUGAAGAUGGAGAUGAAAAUGAUGGAAACUGCAUUGCAAGGUGCUGCAAGGCAAGCUCAGGCAAAGGCUGAUGAGAUUGCAAAGUUGAUGAACGAAAAUGAGCACCUGAAAGCUGUGAUUGACGAUUUGAAGAGAAAAUCUAACGAUGCUGAAAUUGAGUCUUUAAGAGAGGAAUAUCAUCAAAGAGUUGCAACCCUUGAAAGAAAGGUUUAUGCUCUUACGAAGGAAAGGGAUGCACUCCGGAGAGAGCAGAAUAAGAAAAGUGAUGCAGCUGCACUUUUGAAGGAAAAAGAUGAAAUUAUCACUCAGGUUAUGGCUGAAGGUGAAGAGCUUUCAAAGAAGCAGGCUGCUCAAGAAUCUACAAUUAGGAAAUUAAGAGCUCAGAUUAGAGAGCUUGAAGAGGAGAAGAAAGGCUUGAUGACCAAACUUCAGGUGGAAGAGAAUAAAGUAGAGAGUAUCAAGAAGGACAAGACAGCUACAGAGAAGUUGCUGCAAGAGACAAUAGAAAAACACCAAGCAGAACUUGCAGGACAGAAAGAGUAUUAUACAAAUGCUUUGACUGCAGCUAAGGAGGCUGAAGCAUUGGCAGAGGCACGUGCCAAUAAUGAAGCCAGAACUGAAUUGGAGAGUCGUUUGAGAGAGGCCGGGGAGCGUGAGAAUAUGCUAGUUCAGGCACUUGAAGAAUUAAGACAAACUUUGAGUAGAAAGGAGCAGCAGGCUGUUUUUAGAGAAGACAUGCUUCGUAGGGACAUUGAAGACCUUCAAAAGCGUUAUCAAGCAAGUGAGCGCCGGUGUGAGGAAUUGGUUACUCAAGUACCUGAAUCUACAAGGCCUCUUCUAAGGCAGAUAGAAGCGAUGCAGGAAACAAUGGCCAGAAGGGCUGAAGCUUGGUCUGCUGUGGAGAGAUCUCUAAAUUCUCGACUCCAGGAAGCAGAGGCCAAAGCUGCAGCUGCUGAGGAAAGAGAGCGAUCUGUGAAUGAACGCUUGUCACAAACCUUAUCUCGAAUUAAUGUUCUGGAAGCUCAGAUUUCCUGUCUUAGAGCAGAGCAGACGCAGUUAAGUAAGUCCCUUGAAAAAGAGAGACAGAGAGCAGCUGAAAAUAGGCAGGAAUACCUUGCAGCCAAGGAGGAGGCUGACACUCAAGAAGGUCGUGUGAACCAACUAGAAGAAGAAAUUAAAGAACUCAGGCAGAAACACAAGCAAGAGUUACAAGAUGCCCUGAUUCACAGGGAGCUUCUACAGCAGGAAAUUGAGAGGGAAAAAGCUGCUCGAUUGGAUCUGGAAAAGACAGCUCGUAUGCAUUCUACUGCUGCAUCUGAUCAAACUCCCACAGCAAAGAGCAAUUCUGGUUUUGAGAAUGGAAACUUGAGCCGAAAGUUCUCAAGUGCUAGCAGCCUAGGCAGCAUGGAGGAGAGCUAUUUUCUGCAAGCAUCUUUGGACACAUCUGACAGUUUCUUUGAGAGAAGAAACCCUGCAGGGGCAACCAUGAGCCCAUACUACAUGAAGAGUAUGACACCUAGUGCUUUUGAAGCUGCUCUUCGUCAGAAAGAGGGCGAACUUGUAUCAUACAUGUCUCGUUUGACAUCUAUGGAAUCAAUCCGUGACUCUCUUGCAGAGGAGUUGGUCAAAAUGACAGCACAGUGUGAAAAGUUGCGGGCAGAGUCUGCCUUGUUGCCUGGCAUUCGAGCAGAACUAGAAGCAUUAAGGCGGAGGCACUCAGCUGCGCUGGAGUUAAUGGGUGAACGUGAUGAGGAGUUGGAGGAACUUCGUGCUGAUAUUGUAGACUUGAAAGAAAUGUAUAGAGAGCAAGUAAACUUGCUUGUGAAUAAGAUCCAAAUGAUGAGUUCAUCAGUGGGCAAUACCUAAUGAGUUGACUCUUGACAGAUUUUACCUACUAGUUGGGAAGUUCAUGGUAUAGUUUAUAGUACAUUCAGUAGAUCCAAUUGAUCAUUCAAGAGUUUUUCCUCCAUACUUGUGUGAAUUGAGUUGUUUGUUUAAGUGUUUUGACGGGAGAUAUUCAGAGUGCGUAAUGUAAUUUUGCUGUAUUUGUUGUAUAGAAAAAAUACAAACAAGAAAUUUGUUUUCCGGCAUGAAGAUGAUUCUUAAUUAUUUGAUUUACUUACAAUUAUAGACAUUCAUUA
This is a messenger RNA of Hevea brasiliensis (rubber tree), 3407 nucleotides long. Its product is annotated as golgin candidate 5. The record is from RefSeq and is a predicted model, not a curated record. Lineage: Eukaryota; Viridiplantae; Streptophyta; Magnoliopsida; Malpighiales; Euphorbiaceae. The transcript has 20 exons. The coding region runs from base 292 to 3132 and encodes 946 amino acids.